Messenger RNA from Oryzias latipes (Japanese medaka), 4801 nucleotides. Its product is annotated as amyloid beta A4 precursor protein-binding family B member 1-interacting protein-like. Lineage: Eukaryota; Metazoa; Chordata; Actinopteri; Beloniformes; Adrianichthyidae. Gene Ontology annotation, cellular component: cytosol; plasma membrane. The record is from RefSeq and is a predicted model, not a curated record. Gene Ontology annotation, biological process: signal transduction.
CGAGGCUGGAGGUUCUUGGUGUUCCGAGAGGUUCUGUGGUUCAGGUAAUCCGGUGACUCAGGUGUCCACUCGUGGUCAGAAUGUCCUGAAGGCGAGGCAAUACAAAAGUUAGACAUGAACAUGAACACUUGGACUGAACUAGACGAGAGACCAAGUUAUGCACCAUCAGGGGCAACAAACUGGCAAUGAAUGCUGGUUCUGGAUCUCCUUAAGUAGGUCUGGUCGGUGAUGGAGAGUGGACACAGCUGGGAAUCAUCAGGAGCCAAGCAGAGAGGGGAAGGGUAGGAAAGCUGACAGAGGCACCAUGACAACACUUGAGUGUAGCAAGUGUACUACAUAGACCACAUGUGUAGUGUGUGUACACCAAAUGAAUACGCCUUCAGACCAAAUUUGAACAUUUUAAGUUUAAAAAGUAAAACUUCAAGUAUGCUGCCUCACUUUUAGCAUAUACUAAGUAUAUUGGUAGAUAUACUUAGUACUUAGCAUAUUGGGGACAACGUGACAUCAUUCUGUCUAUAAAUAUGUCUUGCACUUCUACUUUUUGCUUCUGGGAACCACCUAAUUGAGGUAAGUGGUAAAAUAGCUCAUUUUUAUCUACAAUGUAAGGAAGCCAAUGGAGGGAAUUGAAACAAAACACUUGAGUGUGUUUCUGUUUCAGCAUUUAAGAUUAGGGAUAUCUUAAUUGGAAUAAACAUGAUGCAAAACACAAACAAACCUGCAAAAGCAAAUGGUUCUAAUUUACAUUCAUGCACUUUGAAUGCAUGUAGAUGUCCUGUUGUUGGUUAUCUUCCUCCACUUUGUCACAUUUACCAACAACUUUUGCCACUGUCUUGUCAAAUUAAUUUGUUACACCUAUGAUGUAUGGCACAGUAUUUUACUAGAAGAGACUUUACCUACAUGAAAACCUAUUUUUAUCCACUUAAGGGAGCAAUAACAUGACAUCAGUGGGGUUUUUAUAAGAAACAGGAAGUUAGAAGUAACCUUAACAUCUACAUAAGUGCUUGUGAUAAAAGGCACAAGCAGCUUAAGUGUUAGAAAACAUGAAAAAAAACUGAAUUCACUAAAGAGAAAUAAAAUCAUUUAGAUAAUAGAAUAUUAUAAAAACAAUAGAAGAUAGAAAAUAACCAUGAAAACAGGCUGUCUAUAUGUCAAUGCAGCUACAUUUGCAUGCUGGUUAAGACAGAAUCUAAACUUUUCCACCGCUACUUUAUUUGCAAGUACCUGCAAGAAUCUGCCUCUCAGUUUGCUUCUGUGCCACAUGCAAGAGAAUAUCUUGGAUAUAAAAUUUAUUGUUAGCCUAAAAAUCAUGUUGGAAGACUUAAACUACUGGUAGAUGUAUUGCUUUAGUCGACAUUUUAGAGGAAAUCCGUUUAACUAGAUGGUGGUUAAAAGGACCGUUUUAGUUUGCAAGAACAACACAGAAGCCAUUACUGCUGCAUUACUCUGUUUACUGUUGCUCAAGAUUGCAGAUAGGAGUACAGCUAAAAACACAGAUGACCAAGUUUCACACAUUGUUUGCAGUUGCAAUGAAUUUGCAUGAAGAAUUUGUUGACCGGGCCUCAACUACUUGUGUAUUUCCACCUUUUUUUUUCAACAGCUUGAGCAGGGGCUUCCUGAAUGUCAAACAAGCUGAAAUGAAAUUGCAGAAACCUUUCAGUUUUUAUUAUUUCCUUUUGUGCUGUUUUAUUUAACCUAUGAGUCUGUAUAUUAAUAUCUAUAUAUAUUUUGUUUUUUUUGUUGGCAGAUGGAGCAGAUUGAUGAUAUGCUAAAUCAUUUGAUUGGAGAGAUCGAUCAUCUCUCUCAGUCUCUGUUAUCUGAAGGCGACACAGCUGAAGGGAAAGAUGCUUCACAGGAGCAGAGCACAUUCUCCAUUGGUUUCACAGACCUGAAGGAGUCACUCAACGAACUGGAAGAUCAUGACCUGGAUGCGCUGGUGGCCGACCUAGAAUUAAAAUGCACAUCUGAAGAAUUGUCAGUUUGUGAAGCAGCAGGCAGCCUCGUGGAGGAUCAUCCAUCACCUGCUCUGACGCACGAGGAGACAAAAGCCCAAACAAAGUUGGAUAAAAUUAAAAUAGCUUUGGAGAAGCUGAAAGAAGCUAAAGUGAGAAAGUUAAUAGUAAAAGUCCUGAUGAGUGACGGUAGCUCCAAAACUCUGAUGGUGGAUGGGAGGCAGAUGGUGCGAGAGGUUCUGGAUAAGCUCUUUGAGAAAACACACUGCGACCAAAGCAUCGAGUGGAGCCUGUGUGAGGCCAACCCCGAGUUGCAGAUUGAACGAGACCUGGAGGAUCACGAGUUAUUUGUGGAGCUCCUGUCUGACUGGAUUCGCCACAGUGAGAACAAAAUCCACUUCAUCUUAAGACCCCAAAAGUAUGUGAUGUUCACUGACCCACAACUGUUUUUCAUGUGGAAAAAGAAUAAAUCCGGUCAGACGGAUGUCAACAAACAGACUAAAGAUCUCCUAAUCAAGGAGCAUUUCGGAGGCACGAGUGUGAUUGUGCCUAAUCUUGAAGGGAAGAUGUACCUAAAAGAAGAUGGGAAGAAGGUCUGGAAACAUCAGUACUUCCUUCUGAGGGCCUCUGGCCUUUAUUAUGUACCCAAAGGAAAGACAAAGUCUUCGUCUGAUCUCGCCUGCUUUAUCCGCUUUGAGAAAGUCAACGUCUACACAGCCAGCAACUACAGAGAGAAAUUCAAGGCUCCGACCAGCUUCUGCUUUGUGUUAAAGCAUCCCUGCAUCCAGAAAGACUCUCCCUACAUCAAGUUCCUUUGCUGUGAAGACGAAAAGUCCCUGCUGCUUUGGGUCACCUCCAUCAGAAUAGCUAAGUACGGACCCGUCCUCCAUCAGAACUAUCAGGAAGCUGUGAAAAGAGCCUCCGGUUUCCAGUCUGCACGAAACAAAGCUGCCUCACUUCAGACCAAAGCUGAUCAGCCCAAGCACAACACCUUUGUGGUCAACCCAUGUAUGGGUCCAUCUCCACCUAAAUCUGAGGUUAAAUUCAAUUUAGAAGAACCACCACCUGACUUCAUCCCUCCUUCCCCCCCAGUUCAUGCAUCACCCUAGCUCUCAUGUCCUUCAGCGAGUCAUCUUUUUUUUUUUUUUUUGGGUUGCUUUUAAAAUAUCUAAAUUGUUAAAUGGUUAUAAUAAAGAGCAUAUAUUUGAAUUUUACAUAUUUCUUUCUAUUUUGUUUGGACAUUAAUGUAGAAACACAUGGUCUUUUGUUUGAUAAAAAUGGCCUCAACAAAAAACACUGUUCAUCCGUGUGCUUCAAGGAGCUUUUUAUUACAAAAAGACUGUACAUAAAUGUAACUGACCACAAUCUAUAUACAUAGGACACACAUCAGAUUCUGUUCCCAUGAAUAUUUCAGUUUUUUUUUUCCUUUUUAUUCCACAUUUGAUCAGAAGAAAACACAUCUGAAGAAGGCGCCUUCUCCCACGAUGCCCUCAAACGUUUUAGUGGUGAACGUUAGAAAUCUCCCACACGCCAGUGAUCGUCUUGUCAUUUUUUUUUUUUAUGGAUAGAAAAAACAAAAAAAAAUCAAAACUAUAAAUAAAUCCUUCACAUACAAACUGCUAGCAAACAUUCCUCAGCAGUCUUGGACAUAAGAAGUCAAAUGCAAUGCUAGAAAUAGAUCAGUUAGAAAAAGUUGAUUUUUCACCAAAAAAUGACCUCAUGAUGGUAAAAAAUACGAUCAUAAAUGAGAUGCAGUUCACUGUAAUGACACUUGAAUACUUUCCUGCUUAAAGGCUCAAUGAAUGCUGCCUUUUCUUUUUUUUUUUACAUCUAAAACCAGAAAAUGUUACCUUUACAUCCAUUUUCCAUGAAAUGUUCAUUGGAGGAUAUGUAUUCCAAACGUACACUAUGAGGACAGGCAUUGACUUAGGUGGUUUUGUUUGCACCACGAAACACCAUGGAAGGGCAGUCUUCAUUGUUUCAUUCCCUCGCUGUGGGCAGCAGAAGUCAUUCGUGUGCAGGACAAGCUGCCACGCACAGAAACUGCAGAACAUUACUGCUGAGUCGCUGACAUUCACUACAAAAACAGGUUUGAUGAAGCGAGUUUACAAUCAGAUGAGCUGGAUGUAAGGAAACUAAAGUUCUUGGUAGUUUUUGAGGUUGUUUGGGUUGGUAACUGUGGUCACUGAGCACCAAUGGAGAAGCACCACACUGGCAACCAUGCAAAGAAUAGGAAAAAGGGAAAAAAAACAACUCAAUUUAGCUAUACUACAACCAAAACCGUGAAGCUAUGACGUAAAUACAAGCUUGUUAGUUUGCAUGGAGCUGUGCAACAGCGUCACUGACUGCAGUGGCAACAGUUCAAGGAUUCAUCUGUGGCUUAUCAUAAAAAAUAAAUGCCUUUACACAAUACUUUUGCCCAAAUACAGGUGAAAAUGACAGUAGAAGCAUCCGACCUUGGCACCACUUCCACUGAGCGAUGGAAACACUGUUGAUACACACUGAUAAAUGCACUGACAGUUGGUCACAUUACAGUUUAUAUACAUUUUCACUAUGUCCUCUUUUUGUUGUUGUUGUAAAUUCUGUGUGAACGCUCACCCUUUUAGACGCUGUGGGUACGCUUUUUCUUUGGAGCAUCCGGACAUGAAAAGUUGUGUUUUCUUUUCCUCUUUUUAACUCUUAGAAUCUUUUCGGGAGGAGGAUGGUCAGAUGAUCUAAGGUGUUUGUAAAAAGAAGGAGCAUUUUAUCACAAGAAUGCUACACAAAAUCCUGGAUUUAGGUCAAUACGACGGAGCUUUACAUUAAGAUCCACAAUGGUUCAUUUUUUCUUUUCUUUUGGUGAGACAAAAGAA